Callithrix jacchus (white-tufted-ear marmoset) is the source of this 2350-nucleotide messenger RNA. It is a transcript of the gene FDXR, whose product is annotated as ferredoxin reductase. The record is from RefSeq and is a predicted model, not a curated record. Lineage: Eukaryota; Metazoa; Chordata; Mammalia; Primates; Cebidae. Gene Ontology annotation, molecular function: oxidoreductase activity.
GUCUCUUCCUGCUGGGGAGAUCGCGGUGGUGCACCGGGGUGGGCAGGGAUCUGUGCGUGAGAUGUGAGGCUUUUAGGGUGAGAGUCGGAGGUCAACAAAGGUAAAAAGGAGAGACUAUGAGAUCCACAGGUGUGAGACGGGGUGAAUGGGGGAUGAUACGGAGGUCUGUGGGGCGAGAGGGAGGUCUGAGUCGAAACGGAUUUGUAGGAAUAAAACAGGUCUAUACGGGCAAUAUAACGUUUUGUGGAGAGAGAAGGGUUAGUGGGGCGACAUUUUGGGGAGACCGAAGGGGCGAGAUUGGGAUGAUAUAGAGGCCGUUGGAAGGAUGUGGGAUUCUACCCGAUUGGAUAGGGAAUGAAGUGGUGUUGGGUAGGCCAUUGGCAGUGGUGUAGUAGGUUCAUGGGUGAGAUGAGAGGCUCUGGAUGAAGACUCAGCCUUUGGGGGUUCAGAUGAAUUAAGAGACCCUACAAAUGCCAAAGACUUGAGGAGCAAGAGAAGGAGGAUGCAGGCUUCCGCCAUCAGUUCUCCACACAGGAGACGACCCCCCAGAUCUGUGUGGUGGGCAGUGGUCCAGCUGGCUUCUACACCGCCCAACACCUGCUAAAGGGAGCUCCAAGCUGCUGGCUGUGCUCCUAAGACAGGACCACCUGCAGCAUAUUUGGGACAGUGGCAGUUAGCUUGAGUCAGGCACUGAGCGCAGCAUCUGGUAGCAUCCCCAUGGCAACCUGCAAAGCAGGUGUUGUGCCUCUUGCUUCACAGCAGCACCCCCAGGCCCACGUGGACAUCUACGAGAAGCAGCCUGUGCCCUUUGGCCUGGUACGCUUUGGCGUGGCGCCUGACCAUCCCGAGGUGAAGAAUGUCAUCAACACAUUCACCCAGACAGCCCACUGUGGCCGCUGUGCCUUCUGGGGCAACGUGGAGGUGGGCAGGGACGUGACAGUGCCGGAGCUGCGGGAGGCCUAUCAUGCCGUGGUGCUGAGCUAUGGGGCAGAGGACCAUCGGGCCCUGGAAAUUCCUGGUGAGGAGCUGCCAGGUGUGUGCUCUGCCCGGGCCUUUGUGGGCUGGUACAACGGGCUUCCUGAGAACCAGGAGCUGAAGCCAGACCUGAGCUGUGACACAGCUGUGAUUCUGGGGCAGGGGAACGUGGCUCUGGACGUGGCCCGUAUCCUACUGACCCCACCUGAGCACCUGGAGAAAACGGACAUCACGAAGGCAGCUCUGGAUGUGCUGAGGCAGAGUCGAGUGAAGACAGUGUGGCUAGUGGGCCGGCGUGGACCCCUGCAAGUGGCCUUCACCAUUAAGGAGCUUCGGGAGAUGAUUCAGUUACCAGGAACCCGGCCCAUUUUGGAUCCUGUGGAUUUCUUGGGCCUCCAGGACAGGCUCAAAGGGACAGCCUGGAGACAGUCUACGAUGCUGACAGAGGUCCCGCGCCCAAGGAAGCGGCUGACGGAACUGCUGCUUCGAACAGCCAUGGAGAAGCCAGGGCCGGAGGAGGCUGCCCGCCGGGCAUCGGCCUCUCGUGCCUGGGGCCUCCGCUUUUUCCGAAGCCCCCAGCAGGUGCUGCCCUCGCCAGAUGGGCGGGGGGCAGCAGGUGUCCGUCUGGCAGUCACUAGACUGGAGGGUGUCGGUGAGGCCACCCGGGCAGUGCCCACGGGAGCCAUGGAAGACCUCCCUUGUGGGCUGGUGCUCAGCAGCAUUGGGUAUAAGAGCCGCCCUAUUGACCCAAGUGUGCCCUUUGACUCCAAGCUUGGGGUCAUCCCCAAUGUGGAGGGCCGGGUUACGGAUGUGCCAGGCCUCUACUGCAGCGGCUGGGUGAAGAGAGGACCCACAGGGGUCAUAGCUACAACCAUGACUGACAGCUUCCUCACCGGCCAGAUGCUACUGCAGGACCUGAAGGCUGGGCUGCUCCCCUCUGGCCCCAGGCCUGGCUCCGCAGCCAUCCAGGCCCUGCUCAGCAGCCGAGGGGUCCAGCCAGUCUCUUUCUCAGACUGGGAGAAGCUAGAUGCUGAGGAGGUUGCCCGGGGCCAGGGCACUGGGAGGCCCCGGGAGAAGCUGGUGGAUCCUCAGGAGAUGCUGCACCUGCUGGGACACUGAGCCCAGCCCCAGCCCCUGGCAGGGAAGGGAUGAGUCCUGGGAGGGGACGGGCUGGGUCUGCCCAGUGGGACUCUGCUACAUCCUGGCAGGGCAGGCUUGGAGGCUUGGCUGCCCUUCCAGGGUCUCUUUUCCCUCCUGGGGAAGCUUGUCCUGACCAGCAAGGUUUUAGGUUUCAGCAACCUUAGGGUCGUGUGGAGGAGCGGCUGACCUAACUCCUUCCCACCUCUCAUACUGGAAAUAAAACAGCUGCAACCAA